AUGGCUUAUGACCGGUUCCUGGCCAUCCUCAGACCACUGCUCUAUGGAACCAUCAUGAGCCAGAAAUGUCGUGCUGAGAUGGUGGCUUCUGCCUGGGCGAGUGGGGCCAUCUACUCAGCCUUCCACACUUUCAACACCUUCUCCCUCCCCUACUGUGGACCCAAUAUUGUUGAGCAUUUCUUCUGUGACAUCCCUCCAGUCAUGAGACUGUCCUGCACUGAUUACCACCUCAAUGAGGAGGUGGGCUUUGCUGUCAGCAGCUGCAUUGUCAUGAGCUCCUUUGCCCUCACGGUCCUCUCCUAUGUAGGCAUCGUGUCCACAGUUGUUCGAAUCCCCUCAGUGGAUGGCAGGAGGAAGGCCUUUUCCACCUGCUCCUCUCACCUGACCACAGUCAUCUUGUUUUAUGGAACUGGAAGCUUCAUGUACCUGAGGCCUGCCUCUCGGUACUCCCCGACCCAGGGUCGCCUGGCAUCUAUUUUCUACUCUGUCCUCACUCCUUCUUUGAAUCCGGUUGUCUAUUGUCUGAGAAACAAAGAUAUGAAGUUUGCUCUGCAGAAACUUUAUUGCAGAAGAAAGUACUGA
Cricetulus griseus (Chinese hamster) is the source of this 582-nucleotide messenger RNA. The record is from RefSeq and is a predicted model, not a curated record. Lineage: Eukaryota; Metazoa; Chordata; Mammalia; Rodentia; Cricetidae.